Molecule: messenger RNA, 357 nt
Organism: Cladophialophora immunda
Lineage: Eukaryota; Fungi; Ascomycota; Eurotiomycetes; Chaetothyriales; Herpotrichiellaceae
Exons: 1
Coding region: 1-357 (118 amino acids)
Source: RefSeq, a predicted model, not a curated record
AUGAAUGCACAGCAACAGCUACAAUACGACUUGGCCAUCACUCCGAAAACAGCCAGUCUGUUAAUCCGCCUCGGCUAUACAUCCUAUCGCGACCUUCGCAGCGUUUCACCCAAUCAUGUCGUGGCGCAACUCAAGGCACUUCCAGACAUAACGCCGUCGCAGGCAGAGCAAUAUCGGCGGGGUUUGAGAAGGAUGGUUUGGCUCGCAACGCAGGAUAACCCCCAGGAGCAAGCGAAGUUAUAUCCGAAUUGGACCCAGAAGGCCCUCAAAGCGCGUGGCAUGUGGAGAGUCGAUAUCGAUUACGACGGGCUUAGCGGAGAUGAAGUCAAUCAACUCCAUCACCAGGCGAAUGGAUAA